This is a messenger RNA of Colius striatus (speckled mousebird), 8225 nucleotides long. RefSeq names its product afadin, adherens junction formation factor (gene AFDN). Gene Ontology annotation, biological process: regulation of protein localization; signal transduction. Bases 444 to 6149 code for a protein of 1901 amino acids. Gene Ontology annotation, cellular component: adherens junction. The transcript is spliced from 33 exons. The record is from RefSeq and is a predicted model, not a curated record. Gene Ontology annotation, molecular function: cell adhesion molecule binding. NCBI's taxonomy places the organism in Eukaryota, Metazoa, Chordata, Aves, Coliiformes, Coliidae.
GGGCGGCCGGGCGGGGGCGCGCACGGGACGGUGUGUGAGGGAGCGAGCGAGCGAGGGGAGGGCGAUACCGGGGCGGAGAAUAGGCGGCAGCGGCGGCUUCGCUCGGCUCAGGGCAGGCGAGCAGGGACAGACGCUGCCGAGUCGGGAGACACAGCGGCCGCCGCCGCCGACUAGGGGCAUUCUUCCUCCUCCUCCUCCCCGCCCUUCCCCCUUUCUCUUUCUCUCACUCUCCGCUGUCCUCCGGGGCCGAUCGCUGUCGGCGGCGCGAUCCCGGGGCGUUUCCGCGGCGCCCGCGCCGGCAGUGGCUGAAGAGAGAGCCGGCCCCUCCCCUCCCCAGCCGAGACUGAGGGACCCCCCGCUCCGUCCCCGCCUCCGCCCCUCGCCGGGGUUCGGCGGAGAGGGCCCGGCCCCGGCUCGGCUCCCCGGCGGCGGGCUCGGCGAGGAUGUCGGGCGGCGGCGGCGGCAGCCGGGAGGAGGAGCGGCGCAAACUCGCCGACAUCAUCAACCACUGGAACGCGAACCGGCUGGACCUGUUCGAGAUCAGCGAUCCCACCGAGGAUCUGGAGUUUCAUGGAGUAAUGAGGUUCUACUUUCAAGACAAAGCAGCUGGAAAUUUUGCAACAAAAUGUAUCCGUGUCUCUAGUACCGCCACAACUCAAGAUGUGAUAGAAACUCUCGCAGAGAAGUUUCGACCAGACAUGCGAAUGUUGUCAUCCCCUAAAUACUCACUUUAUGAGGUGCAUGUCAGUGGAGAAGAAAGAAGAUUAGAUGUAGAUGAGAAGCCUCUUGUUGUACAAUUAAACUGGAACAAAGAUGAUCGAGAGGGGAGAUUUGUUCUCAAGAAUGAAAAUGAUAUGCUUCCUCCAAAGAAGGCUCAAAGUAAUGGCCCUGAAAAACAAGAAAAAGAAGGAGUAAUUCAGAAUUUCAAGCGAACUCUUUCAAAAAAGGAAAAAAAAGAAAAAAAGCGGCGUGAAAAAGAGGCAUCCCGACAAGCAUCAGAUAAAGAUGAUAGACUUCUUCAUGGGGAUGAUAUUGAGAAUUCUCGCCUUGCAGCUGAGGUUUACAAAGAUAUGCCUGAGACCAGCUUCACUCGCACAAUAUCCAAUCCUGAGGUGGUUAUGAAACGGCGGCGACAGCAAAAACUAGAGAAGAGAAUGCAGGAAUUUCGAAGUUCUGAUGGCAGACCAGACUCAGGUGGGACACUGAGAAUUUAUGCAGACAGUUUAAAACCAAAUAUACCUUACAAGACAAUCCUGCUGUCUACUACGGAUACUGCAGACUUUGCAGUUAUUGAAGCACUGGAAAAAUACGGUCUGGAGAAGGAAAAUCCCAAGGAUUACUGUAUUGCUCGGGUCAUGCUGCCUCCUGGUGCUCAGCACUCUGAAGAUAAAGGUGCUAAAGAAACUAUUCUUGAUGAUGAUGAGUGUCCACUGCAGAUAUUCAGGGAGUGGCCUGGUGAUAAAGGAAUGUUAGUCUUUCAGUUGAAAAGACGGCCUCCUGAUUACAUCCCAAAGAAAUCAAAGAAAAUAACUGAUGGAAAGCCAUUAAAGGGGAAGGAAAGAGGCGACGGGUCUGGCUACGGCUCUUGCCUUCCUCCUGAGAAACUACCAUACCUGGUAGAAUUAAGCCCAGAUGGUUCUGACUCCAGAGAUAAACCAAAGCUCUAUCGUCUACAAUUAAGUGUCACUGAAGUUGGAACUGAAAAAUUCGAUGACAAUUCCAUUCAGUUAUUUGGUCCAGGAAUUCAGCCUCAUCAUUGUGACCUCACUAAUAUGGAUGGAGUUGUUACUGUAACCCCAAGAAGCAUUGAUGCUGAAACCUAUGUGGAAGGUCAGCGUAUUUCAGAAACCACUAUGCUGCAAAGUGGAAUGAAAGUUCAGUUUGGAUCAUCUCAUGUAUUUAAGUUUGUGGAUCCCACUCAGGACCAUAUUAUUCAUAAAAGACCUGUUGAUGCAAGUCUUAUGGUCAAAGGUUCAAGACACAAAACUGGAACUGUUCAGGAAACCACGUUUGAUCUGGAGGGAGAUGUUCACAGUGGAACAGCAUUACCAGCGAGCAAGAGCACCAGCAGGCUUGAUGGUGACAGGACAUCAUCAGCAUCCAGCACAGCCGAACGAGGAAUGGUGAAGCCAAUGAUUAGAAUAGAACAGCAGCAGGAUUACCGCAGACAGGAAAGCAGAUCUCAGGAUGCCCACGGACCAGAACUGAUACUGCCUGCCAGUAUUGAAUUCAGGGAAAGCUCUGAAGAUGCCUUCUUAUCUGCUAUUAUAAAUUACACAAAUAGCUCAACAGUCCAUUUUAAGCUGUCUCCUACAUAUGUUUUGUAUAUGACAUGUCGGUAUGUAUUGUCAAGCCAGUACAGACCUGACAUCACUCCUGCUGAGCGUACUCACAAAGUCAUUGCAAUAGUCAACAAGAUGGUGAACAUGAUGGAAGGAGUGAUACAGGAGGUAGACCAGGUUGAUCAGAAACAGAAGAAUAUUGCUGGGGCCCUUGCCUUUUGGAUGGCAAAUGCGUCUGAAUUACUGAAUUUCAUAAAGCAAGACCGAGAUCUUAGCCGAAUUACUGUGGAUGCACAAGAUGUUUUGGCACACUUGGUUCAAAUGGCAUUCAAGUAUCUGGUUCAUUGUCUGCAAUCCGAGCUUAAUAACUACAUGCCAGCGUUCCUUGAUGAUCCAGAGGAAAAUAAUCCUCAGAGGCCUAAAAUAGAUGAUGUGCUGCAUACUUUGACUGGAGCUAUGUCCCUGUUGCGACGAUGUAGAGUGAAUGCUGCUCUGACUAUACAGCUCUUCUCCCAGCUGUUUCAUUUUAUCAACAUGUGGCUUUUUAACAGAUUAGUUACGGCCCCAGAUUCAGGGUUAUGUUCACAUUAUUGGGGAGCUAUUGUUCGUCAACAGUUGGGCCAUAUUGAAGCCUGGGCAGAAAAACAGGGCUUAGAAUUGGCUGCUGAUUGCCACCUGAGCAGAAUAGUGCAGGCAACCACAUUGCUUACCAUGGACAAGUAUUCACACGCAGAUGUUCCGAAUAUUAACAGUACUUGCUUUAAGCUGAAUUCUCUGCAGCUGCAAGCUUUGUUGCAGAAUUAUCACUGUGCUCCAGAUGAACCACUCAUCCCAACAGAAUUGAUAGAGAAUGUAGUAACUGUUGCAGAAAAUACGGCUGACGAACUUGCUCGCAGUGAUGGCCGAGAAGUCCAAUUGGAAGAAGAUCCUGACUUACAGCUACCUUUUCUUUUACCAGAAGAUGGCUAUUCCUGUGAUGUUGUCAGAAAUGUCCCAAAUGGUUUACAAGAAUUUUUAGAUCCACUCUGUCAGAGAGGUUUUUGUAGACUAACACCUCAUUCACGGUCACCAGGAACGUGGACAAUAUACUUUGAAGGUGCAGACUAUGAAAGUCACCUGUCACAUGAGAAUGCUGAGCUAGCUCAGCCAUUGAGGAAAGAACCUGAAAUUAUCACUGUAACACUAAAAAAACAAAAUGGAAUGGGCUUGAGCAUUGUUGCUGCCAAGGGUGCUGGUCAAGACAAACUUGGAAUAUACGUCAAGUCUGUUGUGAAAGGAGGUGCUGCAGAUGUGGAUGGCCGUCUGGCAGCAGGAGAUCAGUUGCUCAGUGUGGAUGGUCGAAGUUUGGUGGGCCUGUCCCAAGAAAGGGCAGCAGAACUUAUGACCAGGACAGGUUCUGUAGUAACACUAGAAGUAGCAAAACAAGGAGCAAUUUACCAUGGUCUGGCAACCUUGCUUAAUCAACCAUCCCCAAUGAUGCAAAGAGUUUCUGACCGCCGUGGCUCAGGUAAACCCCGACCAAAGAGUGAAGGUUUUGAGCUGUAUAACAACUCCACUCAAAAUGGGUCACCUGAGAGCCCUCAGCUGCCGUGGACGGAGUACAGUGAACCAAAGAAGCUGCCAGGGGAUGACCGGUUAAUGAAGAACAGAGCCGAUCAUCGCUCCAGUCCCAAUGUAGCAAAUCAGCCUCCAAGCCCUGGGGGAAAGAAUGCUUAUGCAUCUGGAACUACCACGAAAAUAACCUCAGUCUCUACUGGAAAUCUUUGUACAGAGGAACAGACUCUGCCCCCAAGACCUGAAGCUUAUCCCAUCCCAACACAGACAUAUACUAGAGAAUAUUUCACUUUCCCAGCUUCAAAGUCUCAGGAUCGAAUGGGUCCACCUCAGAGUCAGUGGCCAAAUUAUGAAGAGAAACCACAGGUCCAGGCAGAAAGUAAUAAUUCAAUCAAUAGUACAAUGCAGCGUGUGGCUCGUUCUCAGGAAGAACUCAGAGAUAAAGUUUUCCAGCCUGAGAGGAAUCGUUUGGAAGUUGUUAUACGGAAGGAUGUGGAGUACAUUGAUCGGAAAUCAGACAGCGAUCAGUGGAUGAAUUCAUCUGUGGAUUCUAGCACAUCUAGCCAAGAACACCUAAACCAUUCAUCCAAACCCGUCUCACCUGGUUCUUGUUUAACUAAAAGUGGACCUGGCCGUUGGAAAACUCCAGCUAGUAGCCAGCCGACUCCAGUGGCCAUUUCCCAGCCCAUCAGAACAGAUCUUCCCCCUCCACCACCACCUCCUCCCGUACAUUAUGCAGCUGAAUUUGAUGAACUGCAAAUGGAUUUGCCUCUGCCUCCCCCUCCUCCUCCAAAUCAGAUAGGAGCACAGACAUCUUCCCAGGUAGCUGCUACUGAGCGUAAAAAAAGAGAAGAGCAUCAGAGGUGGUAUGAAAAGGAAAAAGCUCGUUUGGAGGAAGAACGAGAAAGGAAACGUCGUGAGCAGGAGAGAAAACUGGGCCAAAUGCGUUCUCAGCCACUAAUUCCCACUCAGCCCGUGGUUCCUCCUGUGUCACUCCAACAAGUGAAAUCAGAAAAGCCUUCAACUCUGCAGAGGUCUCAAGAAACAGUCAUUCGAGAGUUGCAGCCCCAGCAGCAGCCUCGGACUAUUGAGCGGAGAGAUCUGCAAUACAUUACUAUCAGCAAGGAAGAACUGUCCUCUAGUGAUAGCCUCUCCCCAGAUCCCUGGAAACGGGAUGCUAAGGAGAAACUGGAGAAGCAGCAACAGAUGCACAUUGUGGACAUGCUGAGUAAAGAGAUUCAGGAACUUCAGAACAAGCUCGACCGUACAGCAGAGGAAAAUGACCGCCUCCGCAAACUCAUGCUUGAGUGGCAGUUCCAAAAGCGACUUCAAGAAUCAAAGCAAAAGGAUGAAGAUGAUGACGAAGAGGAGGAUGAUGAUGUGGAUACCAUGCUCAUCAUGCAGCGACUGGAGGCAGAAAGGAGAGCAAGGUUACAGGAUGAGGAACGCAGACGGCAGCAGCAGUUGGAAGAAAUGCGCAAGCGAGAAGCAGAGGACAGGGCCAGGCAGGAAGAAGAGCGCCGACAGCAAGAGGAGGAGCGGACCAGAAGAGAGGCUGAAGAAAAGAGGCGACAGGAAGAAGAGUAUUACAGUCGCUUAGAGGCCGAAAGGCGCAGGCAACACGAUGAAGCUGAAAGAAGAUUGCUGGAACCUGACGAGCCUGGUCUGUACAGACCUCCACUUCCACGGGAAUAUGAACUCCCAUCCCCAACCCCUUCAUCUAACGCUCCUCCUCCCCCACCUCAGCGAAACACCUCUUACCUCAAAACACAGGUCCUCUCCCCUGACACGAUUUAUACUGCCAAGUUUGUUGCAUACAAUGAUGAUGAUGAGGAGGAGGAGGAUUCCAAUCUAGCAGGUCAGGAUAAGUACUCCAGCACAAGAAAAUCUUAUGGUGACUUUCCUCCUGCCACCCUUAAGCCACAGCAGUCCUCCCGCCAGCCUCGCCCAGUUUCAGAUGGCCUUUUUCUUUCCAACUCAUUCCAGUCAUCUAGAGUCAAUGCCAACAGUACUACUGCCAAAAAAAGCCAGCCCCCACCCCCACCAAACAAACCAAGUUUCAUCCAUGCCGGCAGCUCUAAAGGAAUAAAUUCAUACACUGGAUCUACAGGAGCAGCUGUUGGGGCCCACGAAGUUUAUCGGGAUCCCAGAGACAAAAGAUCUAAAAGUCAAGAUACAGAUGUACCUGGAGCACCAGAAAAUUUGACGUUCAGGGAACGCCAACGACUUUUUUCACAGGGUCAGGAUGUAUCCAAUAAAGUAAAAGCUUCUAGGAAAUUAAUGGAACUGGAAAAUGAGUUGAACACUAAAUAAGAUUUAAGCACCUUAUCAGAUGUAACCGAAGAUCUCUAAAUUGAGGGAUUGAGAUGGGGGGCACACUACUAAUGAACAGAAAAUGAAUGUUUUCUGAAAGGAGUGACUUUGAUUCCUCUAUGUCUAAGACUGUUAAUUAAGAUUUAGAGAUGUUGCAAUAGCAAGAAAACCGAUUACUUUGCCAGGAGCUUGUGGUUUAUACAAUGAAAGCACUGUAAAAUUUUAAAGAUAUGAAUCACGUGAAGGUAACUCUUUUGUUUGGUUUUUUUUUUUUCUUUUCUGUUUUGGGGGUUAAGUUCUUGUACACCAGACAAAGUAGCACUUGUCAAAGAUAAGUUCUGUUUCCUGGUGUUUUACAGACACAAUUUUUGUUUUAGCUGCUGAGCAGAGAGAGUGAGAAUAGCUUGAACUGCCUAAAAUAAACUGUGCACUAGAAAUUAGUAUUUUAGUUUGUUUGAUAAGAAGCCAAUAUCUAGGACACCUUAAAUAAGACCUCGUACGCAAGUUUGACAUAAUGUAUGGUGUUCCUAGAACGGUCAGCAUAUCAAUUCAGAUCUUACCAUUGCUUAGUACUGGAAUAACACUCAUUCUGUAGGUAGAACCUUGGAAUAGAAAGCAUUUCUAGUCCUACAGAUUUGUGGGGUCUAAAAUGAUUGCCUAAGAAUUUUAUCUGUGGUUACAGAGAAGUCCAUAUGUUGAUGCGUCCCCACUAUAUGUGCUUCAGACUUUAAAAAAUGUGAAGAUGAAACCUUUGGAUAAUUGUUUUAUUAAAAAUUACGUAAGCAAUAGGUAGGCUAUGCUAGUGGCCCUUCAUCAGCCAAGACCAAAAUGUGAGUAAUGUGUUGAAGGCGAGGAGGAAUGACUCCAGUUCCAAGGUGAGCAGAGCAGAUCACGUGUGUUUUCUGAGACAGGUAGAUUAGAAGUUCUUAGGCGAUCGGGCGUGGAACAGUAUUGAUAAAUCUGCUAUUAUCAGAUCAGCAAUAUCUCUUGAGGCUUUUUUUCUAUGGAGAAGUAUACUGGCAUAUUGAAGAAGAAGGCUGAAGCAUGAGGUAUGAAACAGAAGGCUGGUGGCUGGGAGCGGGACUGUAAGGUGGUUGGCAGAGAGGGUGGCUGGCAGCGAGCACCUGCCACUGCUCACGCCAGGGAAGCUCUGCAGGCCAACUCCUCCAUAGUCAAGCCAGCUUUACUGACACUCAGCUGCUGUUGUGCUUAAAACCUUUCUGGCAGUUCAAGAUAUUUUUUCACACUGUAAUAGCCUUAUUUAAUUUUAAAUCGUUAAUCUUUUUUCCUCCCACUAUUUCUUCAGCUGUGCGUAUGUGGCUGAUGAUGUUGGGAAUAAGGACCUCAUCGGAGUUUUUUCUCAUUGUGUGAUGUUAAGACAAUAUAUAUUGUGAUUCCAAACAAAUUUUCUAUUUGACAAAGCCCUUUACUGGCUUUAGAUGAAUUUUUUUUUUCCUGUAUCAUAUUGUUCUCUUAUAAAUAUAUAUUUAGGGAAUUGUGCACACUUCCAAAUACAAAGGGGUAGACUUUCACUGCCUUAGGAAAUAAAUCACUUUUAAUAAGAGUUGUAUGAUAAAUAAAUGCAAGCUGAUGAAAAUUGGAGUGUAAAUAUUUUUUACGUAUUUCAGGUUUCUUAUUUGAAAGUGUGCUUUUACCGUUUCACCUGUUAAAUAUGAAGUAGAAGAUUAAACUGGUUCAAAGUGUUAAUGAAGGAUCUGCAUGCUUGCUAUGUCUGUUAAUCAGGAAAAGCAAGCCUCGCCCAAUUUAUCUUGAGAACACUAGCAGCCUUACAGUGACAAAUUUUUCUUAAGGAAAAAAACUUAUGCUGUGGCUGAAUUACUGCUGCUGCUAGAAUCUGAAAAAGGCUUAGCAAAGAAAUACCUAUAACCUUCAGUUGAGUGGAUUUGGCCGCUAUUGGGCAUUCGGGUCAAGUGUGAAUAUGUGUAAAAGUGCUUUUCAUAUUUGUCUGUGCAUUAUUAUAAAAACAUCAAAACUGCUGUAGUUUCCCAUUUCUACUGUAUUUCACUUGCAACCUAUUUUUAAUAAAGUUUGUAUUGUAUUUAACUUUGCAUUAAA